Molecule: messenger RNA, 1950 nt
Organism: Labeo rohita (rohu)
Lineage: Eukaryota; Metazoa; Chordata; Actinopteri; Cypriniformes; Cyprinidae
Gene: twf1a
Product: twinfilin actin-binding protein 1a
Exons: 9
Coding region: 87-1139 (350 amino acids)
Biological process (GO): positive regulation of neuron projection development; regulation of lamellipodium assembly; actin filament depolymerization
Cellular component (GO): cytoplasm; myofibril; actin filament
Molecular function (GO): actin filament binding; actin monomer binding
Source: RefSeq, a predicted model, not a curated record
CGCGUCAGAAGCACGUGACGUCACCGCCGCUCCGCUUCCUUCUUCCGGGAUCGAGAGUCUCCAAACAUCCUCCGCCGAGUGAAAUAAUGUCUCAUCAAACGGGUAUUCAGGCUGCUGACGAGGUGAAGGACGUCUUCGGCAAUGCCAGGAACGGACAGUACAGACUCUUGAAGAUCGUGAUCGAAAACGAGGAGCUGGUUUUAGGCCUCACCAAACCGGCCUCUCGUAGUUGGGAGGAGGACUACGAUGCUCUUCUACUUCCUGUGCUGGAUAAAGAGCUGCCCUGCUACAUCCUGUACCGCCUGGACUCCACCAACAGCCUGGGACACGAGUGGAUCUUCAUCGCCUGGUCACCUGACCACUCACCUGUGCGGCACAAAAUGCUGUACGCCGCCACCAGAGCCACGCUCAAGAAGGAGUUUGGCCUCGGACACAUUAAAGACGAGAUGUUCGGCACCAUAAAGGAUGAUGUUUCUCUCAGCGGAUACAAGAAACACGUGACGGCUCAAUCGGCUCCUCUGCCACUGACGGCCGCUGAGGAGGAGCUACGCCAGAUCAAACUCAGUGAGGUUCAGACAGACAUUAACGUGAACACUACUAAGCAAACUCUUCAGGGUGUUGCGUUCCCUCUGGACGGAGAGGCCGUAGCCGCGUUACAACAGUUCAAGGACAAAAAACUCAACUACGUUCAGCUGAGCAUCAAUUUUGAGAAGGAGCUGAUCGUGUUGUCGAGCACGGACGCCACCGAGGUGAAGGAUCUGCCCAAGCGGAUCCCCAAAGACGCGGCGCGUUAUCACUUCUUCCGCUAUAAACACUCACAUGAGGGCGACUACCUGGAGUCUGCAGUGUUUAUUUACUCCAUGCCGGGAUACAGCUGUGGGAUCCGCGAGCGGAUGCUUUAUUCCAGCUGUAAGAAUCCGCUGCUGGAGAUGGUGGAGAACAAACUGCAGAUGGAGGUGGCGAAGAAGAUGGAGAUCGAUAACGGCGACGAGCUGACGGCCGACUUCCUGUACGACGAGGUCCAUCCCAAGCAGCACGCGCACAAGCAGGCGUUCGCCAAACCGCGCGGGCCGCCGGGCAGAAGGGGCGAGCGCAGGAUCACGCGGCGACCCGGAGACGGCGAGGAGGCCGACGAUUAACCAUCAGCAGAGCAACGCCAAUCCGAGAGGCCACGUCAUUUAUUCCUCACGAUUUCCUGCAGAAACCGACGCAGAACUAUGCACAACGUGACACAAACACCUCCGCGGUGCGUUUUACGAGGUGUCCUUCAAUUUUAAAGCAAGCAAACGAAUUACUAAACCAUAUUGUACAAGGCUUUUGUGAUUUUUAAACUGUGCCAAACUCACAAUCAGGUCGUAGUUACUGCUGAAGACGUGACCUCCGCAAACCAUUCCUUUUAUUGUGUCUUAUAUCGUUUUAUUUUUCUAUUUUUUACCAAACACGAGGGAGAUGUUAAUCACGGCUCACACCCGACGGAUCAAACUCAUUUUUUUACGACGUAAACUCAUCUUUUGAUAUGAUUGUUUUGGUUCCCAUGUGCCAGGAUGCUCAUUUUUCUAUGCAAAUGCUGUUCUGUUGUUUUGUUUUACGAUGUUUUUGUCUCUGAUUGUGGCUUGACUUGUGUUUUCCCCGUUGUGCCUCCCGAGGCACCGGGUUGAUUUGCAUUAAGAUGGAGCCAGAUCGGGACGCAGUAGUCUAAAAAGGGAAGAUGGAAAAAUACAUGGGUGAAUUCGAUUGAAUCACUUUUAGGUCAAAACGAGCAGUGUCUACAGUCAUUUGGCAAACCACUGUUUAGCGUCCGUACUGUGACGGCAGCCGCUCUCGAGUUUCACAUGUAGCCUGUCUGUGCCGUGUGUGUGUGUGUGUGUGUGUGUACGGUCGUCUCAGAUACUCGUCUAUGUACAACUUUGUUUUUUUUAGAGAAAAAAUAAAGUAUUUAAAUCAUUGCAA